Prorocentrum cordatum is the source of this 291-nucleotide messenger RNA. The record is from the annotation of a GenBank genome assembly. NCBI's taxonomy places the organism in Eukaryota, Dinophyceae, Prorocentrales, Prorocentraceae.
GCGGUCAACGCUGUGAAUCUCAAUGACAAGCUUCGCAAUGCGCGGGGCAAGCUCUCCACGAUCACCAACAAGCUCCAGAGCGCUGAAGAAGCUGCGGCCAAGGCAAGGGAGUUUGCUGAGAAUGCUCGGGCAGAAAAAGAAACGGCUGACCUUCACAUCUUGGAGUUGGAAGAGAAGUUGCGACAGGCCGUCAUUCCCACAGUCACUGUGGGAGCGGAUGGCAAGCCCUCAGUGCAUUCGCCCAUCCCUGGGUUCGAGGCUACAGUGCAGCAGUUCGACGCGGCCAUCAAG